AUGUCUGGACAGAAGGCCACCUUGAACAACAACUUGAACGACAAGCAGAUUUCGAAUGACAUCUCAAAGGGCAUCCAGGAGCUCGACGGCGAAGACGGUCACGACGCGCCAGAUGGCGAUGAUGGCGCAGAUGGCGACGAUGGCGACGACCAACAACGAUUGCCACAACGACUGUGA
Molecule: messenger RNA, 177 nt
Organism: Mytilinidion resinicola
Lineage: Eukaryota; Fungi; Ascomycota; Dothideomycetes; Mytilinidiales; Mytilinidiaceae
Exons: 2
Coding region: 1-177 (58 amino acids)
Source: RefSeq, a predicted model, not a curated record